Nakaseomyces glabratus is the source of this 2106-nucleotide messenger RNA. It is a transcript of the gene CST6, whose product is annotated as Cst6p. Gene Ontology annotation, biological process: regulation of transcription by RNA polymerase II. The record is from RefSeq and is a predicted model, not a curated record. Gene Ontology annotation, molecular function: RNA polymerase II cis-regulatory region sequence-specific DNA binding; DNA-binding transcription factor activity, RNA polymerase II-specific. Lineage: Eukaryota; Fungi; Ascomycota; Saccharomycetes; Saccharomycetales; Saccharomycetaceae.
AUGUUUGGGGCUCAGCAUGGAAUAGAGAAUCAAGAAAGCAUUCAGAAUAAACGAAUGAAAACAAUGAACACGAUGAAGAGAAAAAGCUCAGAUAUGCAAGAAUCGGAACAAAUAUCGGCUGAUAAUCAGCAGGAUACGGAUAAUAAUAGCAUUCUUGAUGCUACUGCAGCUGCAGUAGCUGCUAACAAUGCGUUUAAUAUGAAUCUGCUGAUGAACAUGCAUAUGAAUAACCUACAUUCAUUGAAUAAUGUGAACACAAAUCCAUCAUUCAUGGCAUACCAACAAAGAAAGCAAGAAAGAAGAGAAAAGGAGUCUCAAAAGAUACUACAGCAACAACGAGAACAGCAACAAAAACAGCAGCAGCAACAGCAGCAACUUCAACUGCAACAGUCUCAACAGCAGCAGCAGCAGCAACAGCAACAGCAACAACAACGGGAAAUACAGCAACAGCAGCAAAACAUAGAUGAUCAGAUGCGGGCAUCUAAUGAACAGCUUGGAAAUCGGUCAACUUCUAGUUCUCAGCAACAGUUACAUCAACAACUUCAUCAACAAUACUUUGGCGACAUGAUUAUAAGAUCUGGGAUAUUAGGUAAUAAUGACGCUGGUAUGAUGAUGUCUCAAAUGAACAUGGGUAGUUUUGGUGCCGAAAAUGGUAAUCAAAAUGGUAUGAACGAUACCCUAGGUUCGGGUAUAGAUAAUUCUAAUGUUGUAGGUAACAGGAAUUCAUCUGCUAUCGGACAAAACAUGCAAAAUAUGAUUGGUGAAAAUCAGGGUGGGAUAGGUCUUGGACAAAGUAGUGCUAAUGGCGAUUAUCAAAAGGAAAUUGGCGUAAACAAUGUUUUUAUCAAACAGGAAGAUAGUAACAGUAAUUUGUAUCAGUCCAGUAUGUCUCAGGCUAUAAAAAAUAGCGCAAUGAAUCAGGGGCAUAUAUCUCCAGGCAAUAAAGAUAUUGAUGAUGAUUCAAUGAAUAAUAAAUAUAAGAAUAUGAGGGAUUCGAUUAAUAACAAUCCUCAUUUAAUUCAUGACAAGAAUAUUCAGCAAAAUUUAUCACCUUUUUAUUCUCCAUUUGGGGUGGAUGUAUCUCAUCUUCCAAUGACAAGUCCGCCAAUUUUUCAAAAUGUGGGCUAUGGUGGUGAUGUGCAUCCUAGAAGAAGAAUUUCGAUUUCAAAUGGACAGAUCAGUCAGUUAGGGGAAGAUAUAGAAACGGUUGAAAAUCUAUAUAACACACAGCCUCCUCCGAUGCCUCAAAAUAGGUUUCAGCAAGCAGCCAAUAAUGGUAUUGGGGAGAAACCAAAGAAAAUACGCACAGACUCAACUAUCGAUACUGAAAAACAAGCACAGAUGAAUAUGUAUUUGGGUAGAAAUUCUGGUUUUCCACCGGAAAGCAACAAUUUCAAUGAUUAUAUGAUGUCAACAGAUUCUAUAUCUUCUUCAAACGAACAGAUGAUGGCUCAUUCUCAACCGCCUGAGACUAAUUUGUCUGUAUCAUUUAAUGCUGAUAAUCUUCGCUCUAAUACUACCGAUGUUGUUGGAGGAGAUACACAUAAGGCCAUUGGCCAAGUUAUCAAAUCACCGCCAUCUUUGUCGGCAUCUCCUCUCUCCUCGGUUAUGAAAAAUGAUUCGGGAACACAAAGACAUAGUACUGACUCUUUUACUAGAGGUGUCAAUCCAGGAACUCAAAUGCAAAAUGGCAAUAUUAACCAGAAACAGGGACAAUAUGAGCAGCAACAGGUCAGACAAAACUAUAACCAAAACACAUAUAGUAAUGAUGAGCCAUUACCAGGUACGACAGCCUGGAAAAAAGCAAGGCUUCUCGAAAGAAAUCGUAUUGCAGCUUCAAAAUGUCGACAAAGGAAAAAAGUUGCGCAGAUGCAGUUACAAAAGGAAUAUGACGAACUUCAUAAGGAAAAUAGUAUAAUAAAAAGGAAGCUACAAUAUUACGAAAAACUGGUAAGCAAAUUCAAAAAGUUUUCAGAAGCACAUAUAAGUAAGUGCGAUAAGCAUGAUAAGGAGUCAUUAAGAAUGAUAGAGGAAAUGUUGAUGAUUGAUUCCGAUAUAAAUGAGGUGAAUGAGUCGGGGUUAAUUGUUAGCAUGUCUGAACGCUAG